Callorhinus ursinus (northern fur seal) is the source of this 1755-nucleotide messenger RNA. RefSeq names its product WD repeat domain 45 (gene WDR45). Gene Ontology annotation, molecular function: protein binding. The record is from RefSeq and is a predicted model, not a curated record. NCBI's taxonomy places the organism in Eukaryota, Metazoa, Chordata, Mammalia, Carnivora, Otariidae.
CAGGAGCGAGCUGGGGAAUGCUCGGCCCUCUUCCGCUCAGCGAGGACAGACCUCUCUCGCCCACCCGCCUCGGCUCCCUCAGGCAGUCAGGCCCUCGCACAGCCUCUCCGGGGGAUGCACCUAUGGCUCGCGUUGCUCCAAAGACCUGGAAGCCCGGUGAGCAGGGCUGCGGCCGCGUUUUCCGGCCGGGAUGAGUCACUUCCGGUCACGGACUCCCUCCCCCCCGGAAGUGAGACCUGAUGUAAACACCGGAGCCGGGCGUCAGGGCCCGAGAGGUCAGAAAACCGGGCCGCGGGCGGCGCCGACAGCAGGGGUUGGGAUCGGGAACGCAAGGAGGUCAGGGAAGCAAUCCUGGACCAUGACUCAGCAGCCACUUCGAGGAGUGACCAGUCUGCGUUUCAACCAAGACCAAAGCUGCUUUUGCUGCGCCAUGGAGACUGGUGUGCGCAUCUACAACGUGGAGCCAUUGAUGGAGAAGGGGCAUCUGGACCAUGAGCAGGUGGGCAGCAUGGGCCUGGUGGAGAUGCUGCACCGCUCCAACCUGCUGGCCCUGGUGGGUGGUGGUAGCAGCCCCAAGUUCUCAGAGAUCUCAGCAGUGCUGAUCUGGGACGAUGCCCGAGAGGGCAAGGACUCCAAGGACAAGCUGGUGCUGGAGUUCACCUUCACCAAGCCAGUGCUGGCUGUGCGCGUGCGCCAUGACAAAAUUGUGAUCGUGCUGAGGAACCGCAUCUACGUGUACUCCUUCCCCGACAGUCCCCGAAAGCUGUUCGAGUUUGACACUCGGGACAACCCCAAGGGGCUUUGUGACCUCUGCCCCAGCCUGGAGAAACAGCUGCUGGUGUUCCCGGGACACAAGUGUGGGAGCCUGCAGCUUGUGGACCUGGCGAGCACCAAGCCUGGCACCUCAUCCGCCCCAUUCACCAUCAACGCCCAUCAGAGCGACGUGGCCUGUGUGUCCCUGAACCAGCCGGGCACGGUAGUGGCCUCCGCCUCCCAGAAAGGCACCCUGAUUCGCCUUUUUGACACACAGUCCAAGGAGAAACUGGUGGAAUUGCGCCGAGGCACUGACCCUGCCACCCUGUACUGCAUCAACUUCAGCCAUGACUCCUCGUUCCUCUGCGCUUCCAGUGAUAAGGGCACGGUCCAUAUCUUUGCUCUGAAGGACACCCGCCUCAACCGCCGCUCCGCGCUGGCUCGCGUGGGCAAGGUGGGGCCUAUGAUUGGGCAGUACGUGGACUCUCAGUGGAGCCUGGCGAGCUUCACCGUGCCUGCCGAGUCAGCCUGCAUCUGCGCCUUCGGUCGCAAUACAUCCAAGAACGUCAACUCUGUCAUUGCCAUCUGUGUAGAUGGGACCUUCCACAAAUACGUCUUCACUCCUGAUGGAAACUGCAACAGAGAGGCUUUCGAUGUGUACCUUGAUAUCUGUGAUGACGAUGACUUUUAAGGACGCUGCGGGUUGUGCGAGGGACCUGCAGUGGUAGAUGGCAAAGCCUUCCGGGGGUCAGGAGUGCGGCGGAAGCUACCAGCCAGCAGGCAUUAAUGGGGCAGGGGCCCACCUGGCCCGCAGCAGCGCAGUGCCGAAACAGCUCACUUGCCCCCAAAUGCUUCUUGGUGACUGUGUGCCUGCAGGGCCAGGCCAGGGACCCAGGGAGGGAGGAGACCCCCCUGGGACUCCCAGCCUGAAGACGGCCAGCGACCUAGAGGGAGUGCCCUGAUUCAACCUGUGGGGAUUAAAAAACCUUCCCAGAAAAGAGA